Striga hermonthica is the source of this 1704-nucleotide messenger RNA. Lineage: Eukaryota; Viridiplantae; Streptophyta; Magnoliopsida; Lamiales; Orobanchaceae. The record is from the annotation of a GenBank genome assembly.
AUGACCAUUUUGCAGAAACUCAGAAAACUUCACUUUUCCCAAUUUAUUUCCUCAAACAACUUCAGAUCACCAAAGCCCGAUCUUUGUCCAAGCGGGCCGUGCCAAGUUCUCCAAUUCUUUAGGUUACUCGCAACAAAAACGGCAAAGAGAACUAAUGGAGUGAGGAAACAGGCUCAAAAUGCUCUGUUGGAUUACCUGCAUUCGACCCGGAGCCUCCGGUUCAUGGAUGCCGAGAACAUGAGUACAAACAGCCCGGAGUUUCUGAACCGGCUAUUGAACAGCGCAAACGUGGAGAAUGACGAUGACGUUGGCAGAUCUUUGACUCGGUUCUUGAGGUACCGUCCUAUUAACGAGUUCGAGCCCUUCUUUGAGAGCAUAGGUUUAAGUUAUUCUGAUUACGAGCCGUUUUUACCGCGGGAUUUUAUUUUUUUGAAUGAUGAUGGGUUGUUACUGGAGAACUAUUACUGUCUCUGUGAUUAUGGUGUUCCUAGGAAUAUGAUAGGAAAAAUUUACAAGGGGGCUAGGGAUGUUUUUAAAUAUGAUUACGGUGUUCUGCAGCCAAAGCUUCUAGCUUUUCAUGACUUGGGGUUGGAACGAUCUCUUAUCAUCAAGAUUAUUGCCUCCAGCCCGUAUCUCUUGAGAGUAGGAGGUGUUGAUCCUGAUUUUAUCCAGCUUUUGGAGAUGUUUAAGGUUUUAGGGAUUGACUACAAGUGGCUCGAGGAGCAUAUAUCGGGAGUGUAUUCUUGUGAUUGGACAUGUAUGCUCGGGCUUGUGCGUUUCUUGAUCGAAUUGGGAUUCAAUGCUGAUGAAUUAGGAGGCAUUAUUAGACGGAAACCUGAAAUUCUACUCGAGUUGUCCGGGUGCACUACUUUUCGCUUUAUCGGGUUUUUGUUGAAAUUUGGGCUCAGUAAGAGCGACCUGCAGUUAGUUUUUCUUCAGCUCCCACCUAUCUCGGUUAUAAAAUUCUCCAGUAAUUUACACAGGUGCUAUAAAUUCCUGGCAGAGAUAAAAAUGUCGGCCCAAGAUAUCGGUUGCAUUUUCCGUUCGCACCCGGUGCUUCUGGGCUCGUGCGAAGUCAAACAGGUCAACAGCUUGCUCUGCAUAUUGAACUGUGGAGUUAAGAGACUCUGCCAAAUGGUGAAGGAAGAUCCUCACGUGUUGAAAAAAUGGGUUCUUCGGUUGUGGACCGACCCAGUAAGAGGCCAAAGCAGGGUACUAAAAGUGAGAAGCAUGAAAAUUCAGUUCCUUUUGAGUUUGGGCUUUGUUGAGAAUUCGAAAGAAAUGGAACGGGCCCUUAAAGCUUUCCGUGGGAAGGCAACUGAACUCCAGGAGAGAUUCGAUUGUUUGGUGAGCACAGGCUUGAGUCGAGAGGAAGUCAUAGCCAUGCUAAAGGUGGCCCCACAGAUUCUGAACCAGUCCAAGGAUGUAAUUAUGACGAAAAUUGGGUUUGUGGUGAGAGAUAUGGGCUGUCCUUUGUCUGAUUUGGUUACUUACCCGGCAACCCUUUCGUUCACGAUGGAGAGGGUGAAGCUCAGGCUUUUGACUUAUGAGUGGCUCAAAGAAGAAGGUUCCGUUUAUCCGAAUCUGGCUCUGGGCACGAUCGUGUCGUGCUCGGAUGAAAAAUUUGUGAAGACUUACGUAAAUAGUCAUCCUAGAGGAAAUGAAUAUUGGGAAAAUAUGAAGAAGGAAAUAUUAUGCAAGUGA